AUGAGCUCUACACGCGCCAUGGCGACCCGCGACGCCGUCCUGCAACGCAUAGUGCCGUUUGAACUUCCCUCGUGGGCUGCUGGAUACUUUACCAAGCCUCCCGUGCACGGACGAAUUCCCUUGGGCAAUUUGCCCACUCCGCUGCAUCCCAUUCAUGCUCCUCAUCAUGGCAGUACAAGCAAUACAAGUAGUAUUCUCCAACAAUUCCAUGACCGCGGGAUAUCGCUCUACACAAAACGCGACGACAUGUCGGGAGGCGUCGAAUUGGGAGGCAACAAGAUUCGCAAAUUGGAAUUUCUACUCGCGGAUGCCUUACGGGCGGAUGCCACGCAAGUGGUGACGAUUGGCGGCGAACAAAGCAAUCAUUGUCGUGCCACGGCGGCAGCCGCUCGCAUGAUCGGAUUGGAACCUCAUUUGAUAUUGCGGACGCGUCGUGUAUCCGACACUAGUGAAGAUUUUGGCAUGACGGGCAACAUUCUGUUUGAUCGCAUGGUGGGAAGUACCAUUUACACGUGUACGCCGGGAGAAUACGGACGUCUGGGAUCGGUUGCAUUGGUCCAGCGACUCUGUAAGCAUUUGGCAGCAUCCGAAGACAGCCGUCCCUAUGCCAUUCCCGUGGGAGGAUCCAACGGAUUGGGGAGUUUUGGCUAUAUUCAAGCCGUGGACGAGUUGCUGUCGCAGUGGAAACAAUCAGAACAAUCAUCCUUGGAUCACAUUGUCUUUGCCUGUGGCAGUGGUGGCACCGCCGCCGGCAUUGUCUUGGGCAUUGCCUUGGCGUUUCGACAAGAACAAGCAACAUCACCACCAACAAUCCAUGCCGUGGGAGUCUGCGAUAGUCCCGACUACUUUUACAAAUUUGUGGCGGGAAUUGCCGACGAAAUGGGGUUCUGUCCGCCCAAUGACAACGUCACGACAGAAGAAUUUAUGCGGCAGCACAUGAUUGUUCAUCAGGGCAAGGGUCUGGGAUAUGCCGUCAGUACCGAGGAAGAAUUGGAUUUUGUGAGUCAAUUUGCACUGGAAACGGGCAUGUCACUCGAUCCCGUCUAUUCCGGAAAGGCACUCUAUACAUUUGUCAAACAUGUCGUUGAAAAUAGCGACAAUGACAAAAGUUUCCAACCAGGCACCAAUGUCUUGUUUUGGCAUACCGGUGGCGCCUUGGGGUUGUACGACAAGGGCGAUGACUUACUGAAACGACUUCAGCAACAGUCGCCCGUCCUUCGGCUCGAUGUCUACGGCAAGGACUUGGAGAAUAGCGUGGAUAUAUCCACGACCGAGGAAUGA
Messenger RNA from Seminavis robusta, 1281 nucleotides. The record is from the annotation of a GenBank genome assembly. Lineage: Eukaryota; Bacillariophyta; Bacillariophyceae; Naviculales; Naviculaceae.